Molecule: messenger RNA, 903 nt
Organism: Linum trigynum
Lineage: Eukaryota; Viridiplantae; Streptophyta; Magnoliopsida; Malpighiales; Linaceae
Source: the annotation of a GenBank genome assembly
ACUAACCCGUUAUUUCUGAGGGAUCUGCAACUCGGAAGCCGCUGGAUCGAAGUGGUCGUAGCAAGAGUCAACACAAAAUCUCUUAUCAAGUUUCUCACCAAAGAAGCUGAGCCGCCGGCGAGGGAAAAGCAUACAGACGAGACGAGGUUACUGCCGUUGCCUGCGUGAACCAGACACUUCAAAAUGGAUGAACAAGAGUUCCGAGCCCGCCUUGAACUGUUCCCCGUCGUCCGUUCCUCCGAUUACCAUGUUGAUUCAGACCCAUCGAAGCAAUCGACGUCCACACGGCGCCCACAGCUAAAAGAGAAGGAAGAAUGGCUAGAUACCCUGGAAGAGGAGCAAGGAGAUGCUAAGGAAUUAGGGGAUCAUGGUGUUGAUCUUCGUGAUCCGUUCUGGGAGAAGCUAAAGUUGGCUGCUGAGAAGAAGGUUGGUGCAGCAGAAGCUAAGAGAUUCUGCAAGGCCUUUCAACAAGUUCACAAAAAACUUGUGUAUGAAGAGCUGAGCUUGGAUGCAGCACGAAGAUACUUGAAGUCGUGAUGAUCUUUGCAAUGUAGAAAUCAAGUCUUCAUUCCUCCUGUUGUGUGUGUAACAUUGGUUUGAGUAGCUGUUGAACUAUUCGGUUUGCUGCGAGGAGUUGGAGCAGUAUCAUGUUGUGCUUUAUGACUAGAUCUCAGGGGAAAAAUAACAUUGCAAAAUUUCACACAACAGUAUGAAAUUAUAGCGUUGGAGCUCUUUCGUCUAUAUAUCGGUUUCUGGCCGUGUCCAUUAAACCGUACCGUACCGGCGGUUCAACUUCAACCACGAAAUACCAGUAUCGGAGGCUAAACCGAUAUGCGGUAUUUACCGGUAUAACGGUUGAACUAUGAUUAAACCACGGUUUUACCAUAAAAUAUCCUAACGCUG